Molecule: messenger RNA, 758 nt
Organism: Lucilia cuprina (Australian sheep blowfly)
Lineage: Eukaryota; Metazoa; Arthropoda; Insecta; Diptera; Calliphoridae
Product: endocuticle structural protein SgAbd-6-like
Exons: 2
Coding region: 302-694 (130 amino acids)
Cellular component (GO): chitin-based extracellular matrix
Molecular function (GO): structural constituent of chitin-based larval cuticle
Source: RefSeq, a predicted model, not a curated record
AUCUUAUAUGCCAAAGAAAAAUUCUUUCUUGGCUUACGUCUUCUGUCUGACGAUUAACGCAAGUUGUAUGUAGUGUGUUGUUUUUGUCUAUAAAAACCCUUAAGCACGUCAUGUUCAAAACAAAAUCAUAUUAAAAUAAAAUCCGUAGUUUUGUUUGAAAAACAAAAAAUUGUUUAAAGAAAUACGAAACAAAUAAAAAGUAUAUUUAAAACACCAUUACCGCUUGUUGUUCCUUACUUCUAUUUAAAGCCUAGAAGUACAACAUACAUCUUGUGCUUUCUGUUAAGUGAGUGUCAGAAUUAUGAGAUUCUUUAUUCAAACUAUUGGCAUAAUUCUAAUAUGUUUAAAUCUCAUAAUAUUGCACAUUGCUGGCUCUACGGCCGCACCACUAGACACAGUGGACUCGACAAAAAGCCAACAGCAACUAACUGCCGAUAUGGUGAAUACACUUAAAUAUGAAAAUUCCAAUAUUGGUAUUGAUGGUUAUGAUUUUGCUUUUGAAACAAGCGAUGGUGUGUUGCGUAAGGAAACGGCCACUGUUAAGAAUAUCGGCACUGAGGAGGAGGCUAUAUCGGUGGAGGGUACCGUUAGUUGGGUUGGACCCGAUGGUGUUCAGUAUACUUUGAAUUAUUUGGCUGAUGAAAAUGGUUUCCAACCGGAGGGUAAACAUUUACCAGUUGGUCCCGAAAGCUAAUUUAUUAAAAAUGUAUUUAUAUGUUAAAAAAUUUUAUUUGUUACGCAUUGAACAUUCUGUGAAU